UAUCAGGCCACAACACAACAAUGGCAGCAACAGUAGCAGAAGCGACGUCCUCGACGCGCCCGCAGAUCACCAUUCUUAAGCGGCAGCGCCAGGACCUCCCCCUUGCUCAGAACAAGUUCCUCAAGAAGACGGCACGCGGCAAGGUUCUCCAGUUCCUCCGCGAGCGCUAUGUUCGCGACGACAUCCCCUGCGGCUUCGCCGAGUGCCACCUCUGCGCCGAGUUCCCCGGCUUCAAGCCGGUGCUCCCAGCGCGGGGGUACGCGCGCCAUGCCAAGUUCAACUCCAAGGACGGGCACUGGCUCGUGAUUGACACGAAUAUCGUACUGCACCAGAUGGACCUCCUCGCCGCGCUGCCGGCCCAGCUUCCCCUCGUCAUCCCCUCCACUGUCCUCCGCGAGACGCGCCACCGCUCCCUUCCCCUCUUCAACCGCCUCCAGCAGCUCGUGCAGGACGAGGAGCGCUGUGUGUGGGUCUGGUGGAAUGAGGAGUGCCGUGAGACUGCCACCGCUGGCAUUGAGGAGGCCAAUGAGGUCGUCAACGACCGCAACGAUCGAGGUGAGCUGGAAAACCCCGGCCAGAGCUCACCCUCAGUCAUUCGGCAGACCCUGCACUUCUACCCCAAGCACAUCGCCGAGUCGUCAAGCGCCUCGCCACAGCUUAUCCUCUUGACAGACGACAGGAGGAACCGCGAGCUCGCAUCGGCCGAAGGCCUCACCGCCACCACGACGCGCGAUUACGUCGACGGCCUGCAAGGCGAGGUCCGCGACCACCUCGUGGACCUGGUCGCUGGUGGUGUCGAUGCCGCCGACCCCAGCGAGCGCAAGAGCAGGAGGAUCUAUGACGACUACCUCCCCCAGGAGGUGCUGUCCAACGGCGUUAAGAGCGGACGGUUCUUGGAAGGCUACUUCAACGCCAGCCAGUACAACUACCUUGAGGGCACUGUCCGUUCUCCAAGGUUGCCCAGGAACAUUCUGCUCGUGGGCCGCAAGGCCAUGAACCGUUCCGUCGACGGCGACCUGGUCGUUGUGGAGCUGCUGCCCGAGUCCGAGUGGAAGGCGCCCGGCGAUGAGGUGCUCGACCAGGACGUGGCCCUCAAGGACGAUGACGUCGAGGGAGACGAGGCUGGCGCCGUCGAGGCCGAGAAGGAGAAGGACGAGGAGAUGGACCUCGAGGAGGUCAAGCAGAAGGACCCCAAGGAGAUCCUUCCCACUGGCCGUGUUGUCGGUAUCACCAAGCGCAAUUGGCGCGCUUACGUCUGCCACAUCGACCGCUCGUCGCUGUCCGACGCCGCGCUCACUUCGCUCUCCCAGCAGACCGUCUUCGCCACCCCCGUCUCUCGUGCUCUUCCCCGCAUUCGCCUCCGCACCAGGCAAGCUCCCGCCCUCAUCGACCAGAAGAUCCUCGUCACCAUCGACGGCUGGUCCACCUCCUCGCGCUACCCCGACGGACACUUUGUCCGCGCGCUCGGCAAGGUCGAGAGCAAGGAGGCCGAGCAGGAGUCGCUCCUCCUCGAGUACGAGGUGCCGUACCGUCCCUUCGGCAAGGCCAUCCUCAACUGCCUGCCCAAGGAGGGUGACACCUGGAAGGUGCCGGUCAAGAGCGACACAUCCCCCGAGUGGCGCGACCGUGAAGACUUGCGCGACCUCGUCAUCUGCAGUAUCGACCCUCCUGGAUGUCAGGAUAUCGACGAUGCGCUGCAUGCUAGGAAGCUGCCUAAUGGCAACAUUGAGGCUGGUGUUCACAUUGCCGACGUUUCUCACUUUGUUCACGCGGACAACCCCAUGGACUCGGAGGCGUCUUCGCGCGGUACCACCGUUUACCUCGUCGACAAGCGUAUCGACAUGCUUCCCGAGCUCCUCGGCACGAACUUGUGUUCGCUCCGCCCCUUCGUCGAGCGUCUCGCCUUCUCCGUCAUCUGGGAGUUGACCCCCGAGGGAGACAUCGUCAAGGUCCGCUACACCAAGUCGGUCAUUGCGUCCAAGGAGGCCUUCACCUACGCUGCCGCCCAGAAGCGCAAGGAUGACAAGUCGCUCAAGGACCCGCUCACCGAGGCCAUCCGCCUGCUGAACACCUUGGCGAUCAACCUCAAGGCCAAGCGUAUCGCCGCUGGUGCUCUCUCGCUGUCGUCUCCCGAGCUCAAGAUCCACCUCAACUCGACCGAGUCGACUGCACCGAUCGACGUUGAGCAGAAGGAGCAGCUCGAGACCAACUCGCUCGUCGAGGAGUUCAUGCUUCUCGCCAACAUUAGCGUCGCGCGCAAGAUCCAGGAGGCGUACCCCGCUACUGCUGUGCUCCGUCGCCACGCUCCCCCACCAAAGACCAACUUUGAAGCGCUCCAGGACAUUCUGAUGAAGCGCAAGGGAAUGAAGCUCGACGUGUCGAGCUCCAAGGCGCUCGCUGACUCCCUGGACAACUGUGUCGACCCCGAUCACCCCGAGUUCAACACCCUUGUGCGUAUCAUGGCGACACGGUGUAUGCUGGCGGCCGAGUACUUUGGCGCUGGUAGCGUGUCGAAGGAGGCGUACGGCCACUACGGUCUUGCCUCCGAGAUCUACACACACUUCACAUCACCUAUCCGUCGUUACGCCGACGUGCUGGUUCACAGGCAGCUGUCCGCGGCCAUCAACUACUCGCCACUGCACCCAUCUCUGCAGUCAAAGCAGCACGUUGAGCGCAUGCUCAACGUCGUCAACAAGCGUCACCGCCUGGCACAGAUGGCAAGCCGCGCGUCGGUCGAGUUCUAUGUCGGCUUAGCGCUCAAGUCGCGCACCGAGGGGACCGUCAACCACGCUGUGCGCGAGGAGGCGUUCGUCAUCCGCACCUUCCGUAACGGCCUGGCGGUGUUCGUGUCCAAGCUCGGCCUCGAGGGCCUGAUCACGUUUGCAAAGGACACGCACGAGUUUGACCCGGAGAACUACCUCAUCCACGUUCCCCGACCAGACGGCAGCAAGGCGACGAUUGCCGUGUUUGACCGUGUCACGGUCGACAUUUCUAUUGAGAAGGACGCCAACACGCAGCGCGGCAAGGUGGUCAUGACGCUUGUCGAGCCUGUGAGCUCGGAGGGGCUGUAGAGGGGUGUUGGUACAUCAGUGUAUUAUGUAUGCAUCGUGCUUGAGCA
Vanrija pseudolonga is the source of this 3118-nucleotide messenger RNA. It is a transcript of the gene dis3, whose product is annotated as Exosome complex exonuclease dis3. Gene Ontology annotation, cellular component: cytoplasmic exosome (RNase complex); nuclear exosome (RNase complex). Gene Ontology annotation, molecular function: 3'-5'-RNA exonuclease activity; endonuclease activity; RNA binding. Gene Ontology annotation, biological process: rRNA catabolic process. The record is from RefSeq and is a predicted model, not a curated record. The coding region runs from base 21 to 3071 and encodes 1016 amino acids. The transcript has 5 exons. Lineage: Eukaryota; Fungi; Basidiomycota; Tremellomycetes; Trichosporonales; Trichosporonaceae.